This is a messenger RNA of Fraxinus pennsylvanica, 678 nucleotides long. The record is from the annotation of a GenBank genome assembly. NCBI's taxonomy places the organism in Eukaryota, Viridiplantae, Streptophyta, Magnoliopsida, Lamiales, Oleaceae.
AUGGCCGGCCGAGGAGGUGUGGUGCUUCAUUGGGAUCAUUAUAUCCCUCUUGAAUGCCGUUCAAAGCCAACGAUCCUUCGGCUUACCGCAGGGCUAACCUGGGAGGAGGCACAUGAACCUCUACAUAAGGACAUAGAUUCAAAUAAAACUUGUGGGGUGGGACCUGGAUUAGCGUUUGCCAAUUCACUGCUCGGACGAAAUCCUAGCCUAGGGUUAAUUGGCUUAGUCCCUUGUGCCGUCGGUGCAACAAGCAUAGAUGAGUGGAAACGAGGCUCGUUUCUAUAUAAUCAACUCCUAAAGAGGGCUGAGGCAGCGCUACAAGAUGGAGGUCAGAUUCGUGCACUUCUAUGGUAUCAAGGCGAGAAUGAUACUGUAAAUAAAUUGGAUGCCGAACUGUAUAAGAUGCGAUUGAAAGAAUUUUUCAUCGAUAUCCGCGCCGAUCUAGCUUCCCCAACCCUCCCAAUUGUUCAGGUGGCGUUGGCAUCAGCAUUAGGACCAUAUCUCGACACCGUAAGGAAGGCCCAGCUCGGAAUCAACCUUCCAAAUGUCACAUGUGUAGAUGCCAAAGGACUGCAGGUGAAGGAAAACGAUCGAGUGCACCUUACCACUUCGGCCCAAGUCCGUCUCGGGAAGAUGUUGGCUGAUGGCUUCCUCCGUAUUGCACCUACUUUAGAUUAG